CAGUGCAAAUAACCGAAUUGGCAAAUUGUAAAAGCACAUUGUAUUUUAUCGCGACCGUGUUAUUUGUCGUAAAGUGUUCUUAUAUCGAUUGAUGACUUAAAAUAGAUCAUUCGUAAACUUGUGCCGUAACAGGAGGUAUUUCGAUCUUAGCUUGAUAUAAAAACAGAUGCCUAGCAAGUCAUGACCGGAUCCAAAACUGAGUACGAUGAGAAGGGCAUCACGUUCUACUAUUUUCUCCUGUCUGUAUGGGCAGCUAUAGUCAUCUCAGCAACUUUAUUUGUCUUCCCAAGACGAAAGUCCAAAGCCGAAAAAGAAAGAAUCCGUCGAAAGUGCAAUUGCACGCCAUGUAAUAAUAAAAGACAGACUGUUAGUACCUCAAAACCAAUAUUCAAGAUCGCUGUCAUCUUUAUCGGUUGGAUAGUGUUGCUGCUGCUGGCAUACAAAGUGUCGACUGUCCAGAAUGAAGACCGUGAAUACGACCCGUUUGAAAUACUUCAAGUUGACACGGAGGCAUCGCUACACGAAAUCAAGAAGGCCUACAGGAAGCUCAGUCUUGAACAUCACCCGGAUAUGGCAACUGGUGAUUCCGAGAUGUUCAUGAAAAUUGCCAAGGCGUAUGCUGCAUUAACUGAUGAGGAGUCCAGGAAUAACUGGAAAACGUACGGGCAUCCGGAUGGACCUGGAGCAAUUAUCUUUGGAAUGGCCUUGCCAAAUUGGAUUUUCGAUAAGAGCGGUUCGUUUUGGAUAUUCGUGGUGUAUAUAGUGGUUUUCAUAGUGAUCAUGCCAAUUGGGGUUGGCUUUUGGUGGUAUUAUAGCAAGUUUAGUAAAGGCCGGGUGCUGAAUGAGACGCACGACCUAUAUAUGCAUUGUUUAUAUCACAGUCCCAAUAUCAAGCCGAUAAAGUUGCUUGGAUAUUCUUGGGAAUUUAACUAUAAAUGUAAUCCGAAGAUAGAGAUGCGACCAACUGAGGGCAAAGACGAGCUAAUGAAGCUGUUGAACAAGAAGAAGAAAAAGAAGAAGGCUAAAAAAGGCGACUUUCUGGGAUGCGGCGAUAUAGCGCGCGCACUGUUGCAAGCACAACUUACGAGACAUACGUUUGAAAAUCCGAAGUUUAAAGUUGAUCAAAUAUACAUUCUGCAGAAGUUUCCAGCUCUUAUUGAUAAAAUGGUCGAAAUCCUUGCCCAGCUUGUGCCUUUCUCAAUUCACAUGCAGCGUCAAGAUCCUAAACUCCAACCUACUAAAAAGAAGCAACCGACGAAAACGGCUAAAAAAGAAAGAAAGAAAACACAUAAACCUAGCAUACCCAGUCUCAAAACCAUAGAGAGCUGCAUGAGGUUGUCUCAGUUGAUUACUCAGGCCCUGGAUGUUGAAGACAGCCCCAUUAAGCAACUGCCUCACAUCGGACCGGACAUAAUGCGGCUCUUAGACGACAAUUUGUCCAUCCGAGACUUUGUUGAUAUGGAUACAGUAGAAAGACGCUCCCUGCUAAAGGAUCUGAACGAAAGCCAAUACAAUGACGUUAUGAAUGUGUGUGCGCUCAUGCCUUAUGUUACUAUGUCUGCGACAUGUGAAGUGAAGGGUGAUGAAGACAGUACAAUUACUGUCGGAAGCACCGUGACGGUAACUGUUAGCAUGAGACGAAAAAACAUUAUAGAUGAACGCGAUGUCCCUGCAUGGGCUGAUAAACUGGAGACAUUGACAGUAAACGUGUCGCAAGUAAACGAAAAUGCUUCCGAUGUUACAAACAUUGAUCAAACAAUAAAAGGCUGGCGAAAGAUUCCAAGUAAGAAAGGGAAGAAAAAAACAGCGUCCAAUAAGGCCAAGGGAAUUAAAGUGCAGGGCGAGAGAGCAAAGACACAAAAGAACGAGCUACCGAAAGAGAAAUACAGCCAUGAGACCGAAAAGGAGCAUUGUUUCGAGAAAGAUACAGAAUCAGAAGACGAUGAGUCAACUGGGAACAAGGAAACGAUUGACGAGAAAGAAUGGAAAACAUGCCAGGAUGAGAUCAAGUCUGAAAUCUCAUUAGACACGAAGCGAGAGAGUCACCAAGUGCAUUGUCCGUACUUUCCAGAUGAGAAGCAGGAAGGCUGGUGGCUCUACGUUGCAGAUCGGAAAAAUAACAUGUUGUUUACUGCACCUGUGCAUAUAGUAUCACUUAAAGAUGAAAAGGAGAUAAAAGUGCAAUUAAAAGCUCCUUCGAAGGUUGGGAUUUUCACUUACACCGUGAUUAUUCGUUCUGAUUGCUAUGUGGAUUUGGAUUACCACCAAACCAUCAAGUUGGACGUAAAAGCGGCUAAGAAAACUGAUGCUGAACAAGACAAAAUUAAAGAAAAUGAAGAAAGCAAGGAGGGAUGCAAGGACAACAAUGAUUCAGAUUAUUCUUCUGAGAACGAUGAAUUGAGUGACAGUGAAUAACUCGAAAUGCAGACAGUCGUCUUGUUAAUACAGUUGCCCCCCUUAGAAUAGAAACAGGUAGAUACGACGGAGUUUAUUGCUUAUACGAGUUUUACUGUUAUCGUUAACCAGGUUUUCCGAAGGAAAAAACUGGUUAUUAGAUUGGCGAAUGCGGGCGGGCUGGCUGGCUGGCGGGCUGGCGGGCUGGCUGGCUGGCUGGCGGGCUGGCGGGCUGGCGGAAUAAGCUUGUCCGGGCCAUAACUAUGUCGUUCAUUGUCAGAUUUUAAAAUCAUUUGGCACAUUUGUUCACCAUCAUUGGACGGUGUGUCGCGCGAAAUAAUUACGUCGAUAUCUCCAAGGUCAAGGUCACACUUUGAGUUCAAAGGUCAAAAAUGGCCAUAAAUGAGCUUGUCCGAGCCAUAACUAUGUCGUUCAUCGUCAGAUUUUAAAAUCAUUUGGCACAUUUGUUCACCAUCAUUGGACGGUGUGUCGCGCGAAAUAAUUACGUCGAUAUCUCCAAGGUCAAGGUCACACUUUGAGUUCAAAGGUCAAAAAUGGCCAUAAAUGAGCUUGUCCUGGCCAUAACUAUGUCAUUCAUUGUGAGAUUUUAAAAUCAUUUGGCACAUUUGUUCACCAUCAUGGGACGGUGUGUCCCACGAAAGAAUCACGUCAAUAUCUCCAAUGUCAAGGUCGCCACGACUAAAAAUAGAUUUAAAAAAAAAAACUUACAAAGGGGGUUAAUUUUUUUUGGUCAUUUCAAAAGUUCAGUUUGAGUUUUCUCCCUUUAUCAGAUUUUUUUUUCACAAUGAAAACCUGGUUUUGUGACAAUUUUGUCCCUUGUUUAUUCUUAUAUUCUUAUAUUCAAUGUAAUGUAUUUAAAAGCUUGCGCUUUGUCUUACACACUUAGAUUUUUAAUUAAAGAUCAUACUUUGCAAUAGAUAUGCAAGAUCCAUUAUUUAAAACUUCAACCAGAAUUUGUUCAUUUAUAGCAAAAUUAACAAAACGGUAUGUCCCCAAGAAUGAGUAAACAUUUUAGCAAUGUUUGAUACCUUUGUAAAGAUUAUGUAGAGUAUACUUCAUGCAUUUUUUGGACUCUUUAACCGAUCAAAAAAGCUUUCAACAUACCACAAAACAGGAACAUGGCAAAUUUGGGUAUAAUAUAACAAAGUCUUGUUCUUCUUAAAGAUACAGUUAAAUCUUUAAAAAAAAAACUAGUGUACAUUUAUCCCCAUUACCCAUUCAAAGAAUUUUCUCCUAUGUUUGUCAUUUAUACAAAUGCCAUCUUAAACCUUAUGUUUUAUCAUGGAAGAUUAAUUCAAAGUUAUAAAAGAU
Messenger RNA from Dreissena polymorpha, 3726 nucleotides. RefSeq names its product translocation protein SEC63 homolog. Gene Ontology annotation, molecular function: RNA binding; transmembrane protein transporter activity. Gene Ontology annotation, biological process: post-translational protein targeting to endoplasmic reticulum membrane; SRP-dependent cotranslational protein targeting to membrane. The record is from RefSeq and is a predicted model, not a curated record. The coding region runs from base 181 to 2415 and encodes 744 amino acids. The transcript is spliced from 21 exons. Gene Ontology annotation, cellular component: Sec62/Sec63 complex. NCBI's taxonomy places the organism in Eukaryota, Metazoa, Mollusca, Bivalvia, Myida, Dreissenidae.